Oppiella nova is the source of this 1202-nucleotide messenger RNA. The record is from the annotation of a GenBank genome assembly. NCBI's taxonomy places the organism in Eukaryota, Metazoa, Arthropoda, Arachnida, Sarcoptiformes, Oppiidae.
AAUCUAUUUAUUAUGAUUUAAAAGCAAUUAUUUAUUUAUUUAUUCAUUUUGGGCUAAUAUUACGAAAUGAAUUCACAGCAAAUGAUCGCAUAUCACGUGCCACUCGAGUAUGAGAUACAGUGGUAAUCGACUCGUGAGUUACUGUCACUCCAUGUCAUUAGAAGCCAUUAAUUGUCGUCAACAUCAACGCUUGCAUUGAAGCCGAGGAGCGGAUCUCUGGACACAAGAAUUUUACCACAAAUUUAUAGCCAAUUAAUAGUCCGAUGGAUACCACCGACGGAUCCAAUGGUGUCAAUGGUGUCAAUGGGGUCACUAUGGACUCCAUGCCCUCCCGAUCCCUAUCAGACCACACUCUCGUGAGCGCAGGUGAGCACAGGGAGGCCGUGGAUGUGGUGAAUGGCAUGGGAGUGCAUGUGCUCAAUGGACACCGACUGCCAUCGUAUGUGUCGAUCAGUUGUGCCAUUUCUGGUUACUCUGAUUACAACCAUUAUUGCACCCGAAGACACAUUAGUGUCACUCUCGCGAACUCCACUCAACAACCGGUGAAUCGUCUGAAUGACUCAUUUCAUCGCAAAAAUAGUCUAAUCAGUGAAGCGUUGAUAACGAGUAGACAUAAUGUCAAUGAAGACAUCGAAGACGUUGAGAGCAACGGAACCGAGAGAUCCGUCAAUUUGGCAAAUCGUGACACAAACAGUGAACCAAACGAUAAGAACUCAUUCUUAGAGCAACGGAUCGCCAGUUUGUACGGACAGACGUUCGCCAAAGACUGGAGGGAAUCGCGAACUAAAACCAGACAAAAGUUCAACUCAUCUUUCAUUAUCACUAAACAGAGAAGUCCUUCGUGUCCUCCCAUUCAUAAGACCACAGCCAACAACACCACUUCCAAACUCCCGACACCCGUCACCACCAAAAGCCCACCACAAAGACAUGCGAAUCGCGAGAACAAUAAAAGUGAUGAUCCAAUCGAUACUCAUUCAAUAGAAUUCCCAAAACGGUUACCUAAUUGUGAGACCAAACCACAAGAAUUGGUCAAACAAUUGGAACCACAAAACAAUGGCUCAAAUGAUGAUAAUUCCCGAUCGAUUGAUAAUAAGAGUGAAACCGAGACACAAGUCGUAUCUUCGGAUAGCCUUUCCUGUAAUGACUCGCAAAGCCCUCAAACGAGACCGACGUCUGAAAGGGACGGCAAUUGGUUUUUGAGU